UUAAGAAGUAGUUUCGCGUUCCGUGAGACAAGUACAUAGUCGUUCUUGCAUCACGAAAAUUCACACGAAUUAAAACAUUGUGAAGCCAUCAUUUUAUUCCUCGGAAUAUAUACGUCACAGAGCUAAUGGGAUUGACAGACCCAAAGCCGAUUGGAAUUUUUUAGUAUCUUACUCGCAUUAUUUUUACUUUCCUUGUGACUGGUGUUAUCCAAAUAGAAGAUUGUUUGUGCGGAUUCUGUUAUGGUGUUUACUUUAAAUCUCUUUGCGAAUAGUACGAUAGCGGAGCUUCAAAACUGCCGAUUAUCGGUGAGUACUUAUUUUAUUCGGAGAACCAUUUGUUUUGAGUCGUAGUAGGGUUGUUAAGGAGCGAUAUGCCCGGUGUGACGAACGGAGAGAAAUGGACAAGUAGGGAUUCUCGCAUUAGUGACUUCGACGCCUAUUCUAGUGAAAUGACACCACAAAAGCGAUUCGACGGGAAGAGCAGUACUGGAUCUCAGUAUUCAAAUGGAUACAAUACAGAUCCCAGCAGCGACUCCAACGAGAACUACCCAACCUACUUGCUCGAACAUUUGGCAACAUUUUCUGUUGGAUCGCAGUACGGGAUUACUUCUCCAAAAGAUGGCCUUCGCCGUUUACUUCAGAUGGAGAAAUCCAGUGGCAUUUGGACCCAGAAAAUGCAAAUGAGGCUUGAGAAAAAAUGGGUAGUCAUUAUUGACAAUGAAAAUGGAGAUGUGGUUGAAAGAUUUCCUAUGAGCUUAAUUAGUGAACCAACAUCAUACACUAGCAACGAUCCCAGGGAACUCUAUAAUAAUAUUGUUGUAUUCAUCGUCAAAGACGAUCCCAGUAACAAAAAUCAUAAUCCUCCAGAAAUGCACAUUUUUCAGUGUGCUCGUGUAUCGGCUCAAGAAGUGGUUAAUGAAAUGAAGAUGUUUAUUAGUGGUAAAUGGAAACCAGGCCCAAAGGAGAAUGGUCGCCACCUACCUCCUCCACCCAUGAGUCCUCCUCCAGACCCACCUGUGAAUGGGGUAAAUGUGCGGGAGGCAGUGAGCCUCUUCAAUGCUGUAGCAGCAGCUGCUGCUUCCCCACCAAAAGGAGAUGGUAUGAUCCAGAGGGUUUCAUCUUCUGGUUACCACCACUCCAAAACAGAUAACAUGAAUCACAGAGUGGAAAGAGACAAUAGUUUUGGACGAGACUCCAAUGAUGAGACAAGCUCUACAAGCAGUGAAAAAUAUGAACGGGAUGUGGCCAUCUUGAAUCACUGCUUUGAUGAUAUUGAAAGAUUCAUUGCCAGGCUACAACAUGCAGCUGCUGCUUUUAAAGAGCUCGAGAGACGACAAAAAAGCCGAAAGAACAAAAAGAAAGACAUGGGAGAUGGUAUGCUGAGUAUCAGAGCCAAACCACCAUCUGAAAAAGAAUUUGUAGAUAUACUUCAAAAAUUCAAGCUAUCAUUUAACCUAUUGGCCAAACUGAAAAGCCACAUCCAUGACCCCAAUGCCCCUGAGUUGGUCCAUUUCUUGUUCACCCCACUGGCACUGAUUGUGGAUGCAGCCCGAGAUUCCAAUUACAGCUCAACCCUAGCCUCCCGAGUGGUGGCUCCCCUUCUUACAAGGGAUUCCAUUGAAUUGCUAAUGAACUGCUGCACUUCUAAGGAGAGUGACCUUUGGCAUAGUCUUGGAGAAAGCUGGGUGACUCCGAGGGAGCAUUGGGAAGGCUUUGAGGGCAGCUAUCAUCCUGUAUUUUCAGAUGGCUGGGCACCUGAGAAUCCCUUCUCUGAAGAAAAUCAUAAGCCUAAGAAAGACGAUGGUCAUCGAAGUCAUGAGGAGGCUGAAGCAAGACAUCAGGACUUUAGAGUAUCAUCUCGUCAAGAUCGCUAUGGUAAUGAUUUUUAUUACAAUGAACAAAAAGAAAGACCUGUUUCUCCAAUGCUGUCUUCAGAAUUGCCACAUUCUACCUUUGAGAGCAGGUACUAUGAUAAUGGACCUGCUGAAUUACCAAGGAGGCAUGUGUUUGAUAGGAAUGGUGCCGUUACUCCAGUCUCUGAUCGUGAACUUCAGGAUAGGGAUGUUCGGUCUGACUUCAGCGCAGAUUCUAUUGAUCAUGGGGUAACUUCUGAGCCCCAGCUUCAAUUCGAACGACACCAAAAGCAAUUUUUGGAAGAUCUGUUGGCUAAGGGAGCUCAUGUUGUUCAAGUGAUGUACCCAAGGACAGCCAACAAUGACAAAGAAUUGACAGUUUUAAGAGGAGAGUACUUGGAAGUACUUGAUGAUAGUCGCAAGUGGUGGAAGGCCAAGAACUCUCGUGGUCAGGUGGCUCAUGUCCCCCAUACAAUAGUCAGCAAGAUCAAUGAGGAAGAUUCUUUCCAUAAUCCUACCUAUGGCAGCCGAUCGGCUAUGUCCAAAGAUAGUUUUUAUUCACAUAGUGAAGCGAGUGUACCCAAGCCUGCAAGCGAGAAUGGGCAUAAAGAACCAAGUUCCCCACAUCGACCUGCCAUUCCCAUCAAUCCAGCUCCUGCCGAUUGGGUGAGGCGGGAACGCCAGGGAAAGAAAGGUGAAUUUAGAUACUUCUGAGACCCCAACUGCCUGUAGAGCUACAAUGGCUUUGUAGUGAUUAGAAAUGGACUUCCCAUUGCUAGACAUUUCCAAUUAGACUGGACACACAAAACCGUUUGAACUGAGACCACUAUGAUCUGCAAUAAACUUUUAGUUUGCUUGAAACCUCAUAAACAUCUUCCCCUGCUGAGUUUGUUUUAUUAAACUACAAAAAAAUUUAACGGGCCAUAUAAUGAGCAAAACUGAACAAGCUGGAUUCUCGAUCGAGUUAGUCGUUACCAUUUGGAUUGCUGAUGAAAACGUAACAUGUUUUGUACAUUACUUGAACAAAUUGAGUGCUUUUAUAGUUGAAUGAGUCAAAGCAGUUGACGCUAAAGCGAAAGUUUCCCAAUUCUAUUAUUUUAUAGAUGCAACUGGGAUUCUUUGUUUUAUGAAUAUAAAUAACUGUGUUUGGCCAAAAGGUUCAAUUUUUUUUUCUAAGUCGAACUACAGAUUUUGUACAUUCCAAGUGUUUUGUCAUUUUAAGAAAAGUGUAUCAAGUAGCUUUAAUCUCCUUUUGUUAUCUUUCGUAUUACUUGCCUCAUGACUUAGUUUAACAUUUCUUUGUUUUUAAUAUUAAAUUUUAAUUUAACAAAAUAAAAUUAUCUGAACUGUGCAUUAUGCUUCAUGCCACGUUAUAUUCUGCUAACAAGCGAUUUGACCGAGAAAUGAAUUUUACAAAUACUACAUUUUAAAAAUCUGGAAAUUUUAUAUUAAUAUCGUUUGGCAUUUCUGUUGCAUGAAUUAGUUCAGGUAUAAUUGUUAAACUAUCAAAAUAAUAAAGGCUUGAAUAGCAUUUUCCUAAUGCAUAGUUUGACAGAUAAUUGUGGCAUUCAUUUUGAAAUAUUUGAUAAACUUUCAAGUUGUAAUUCUACCUUUGUAUUGGACUAAGUUUAGCAUUUUGCUUGUUUAUUUUUUAUCCAUGUUUUUUACAAACAUCCCUUAGUUGCUUUUUUGUUUUCACUUCGACGAUGUUUUUUACAGGAAUUGAAAUAUUUUAAAUUGUUUUGAUAUUGCAGCAAUUUUUUUUUUUUAUCACCGAUAACAUUUAUAAAGCUCAAAUUCUAAGAUUUGAUAUUUAAAUAAGACAAUCAUUUGUGCAUAUAUAUUUGAUAUAUCUGCCUUGAUAAGAUAUGUAAUUUUAUACUUUAUUAAUUUUAAACUUUGAUGAGAAUUCUUUAGCUUACAUGAAAAGAAUCUAUUUUAAUUAGUGAAGUGUCUUUGUUUUACAAAAGGACUAAAGAACAAGCGUUGUUCACAAAUGUUAAUUUAAUAGAUAAAUUUAAUAUAUUGUUUGAUUUUAGACUUUGAAGUUAUCUUUGUUGUUUUGAUGCUUUAACAAGUUCUGUAGUUUAAAAAUAUGCUCAAAAUAUAUUUCUUUCCAUAUUAACAAGUAAUUUUUUUUUAUUCCUUGUGUUGAGGUGUGUGGUUUACUAACACUUUUGCUUAUCUUUAAAUGAACAUUGUAAAUGUGUUUUGUUUAUCUGUAUAUAUUAAUAUACAUUUUUGAAGCUUCAUGCUAUAUUUUGCUCUUGAAGUUUAAUAUCAUUAUAUAUGUCACUAAAAAAAAAAAAAGUAAUUCGUUUGUGUAAAUACAUAUAUUCUAUCAUGAAAUUUUAUAAAAAUUGGUAAUUUAAGUGCCUUGCACAUCAAUUUCUACUUAAAAAGAUAAGUUUGAAACGUGUUUUUGUAAAGCAUGAAUGUCCAUGUGUAUGUGUACAAUUCAAAAGAGCUACAGAAAUUUCUAUGUAUAUAUUAUAUGAUGUACUUUUUUACUCAGGAAAGAUAUUUUAAAGCUAUUUUAUCUAGAGAUAUCUAUUCUUAUUGUUGCUUUUUAUAUGUUUAUAAUAGCCUUCUGUGACAGAAUAAAACAAAAGUUUGAAUAAAUAAUGUGUGUUUACAA
This is a messenger RNA of Argiope bruennichi, 4491 nucleotides long. RefSeq names its product epidermal growth factor receptor kinase substrate 8-like protein 2. The record is from RefSeq and is a predicted model, not a curated record. Lineage: Eukaryota; Metazoa; Arthropoda; Arachnida; Araneae; Araneidae. Gene Ontology annotation, cellular component: plasma membrane. The coding region runs from base 372 to 2567 and encodes 731 amino acids. Gene Ontology annotation, biological process: Rho protein signal transduction; regulation of Rho protein signal transduction. Gene Ontology annotation, molecular function: actin binding. The transcript is spliced from 18 exons.